GGAAAGAAGGGGGAGGAGCUGCAGCGGCGGCCACGCGGCUCGCUCCGCCCCUCUGACCGGUGCCCAUGGCUUCGGCCUCCUCCGUGGCCGUGUCGGGCCGCGGCGCCCGGAACCUGCUGCAGUUCCUGCGGCUCGUGGGGCAGCUCAAGAGAGUCCCACGGACUGGCUGGGUGUACAGAAAUGUCGAGAGGCCAGAGAGCGUGUCGGAUCACAUGUACAGGAUGGCAGUUAUGGCUCUGGUGACCAAGGAUGAUCAUCUGAACAAAGACAGAUGUGUACGCCUAGCCCUGGUUCACGAUAUGGCAGAAUGCAUCGUUGGGGACAUAGCACCAGCAGAUAACAUCCCCAAAGAAGAAAAACAUAGGCGAGAAGAGGAAGCUAUGAAGCAGCUAACCCAGCUUCUCCCCAAGGAUCUCGGAAAGGAGCUCUAUGAACUCUGGGAAGAGUAUGAGACCCAAGCUAGCGCGGAGGCCAGAUUUGUGAAGCAGCUGGACCAAUGUGAGAUGGUUCUUCAGGCCUCUGAGUACGAAGACCUGGAGAACAAGCCAGGGAGACUGCAGGACUUCUAUGACUCCACGGCAGGAAAGUUCCGUCACCCAGAGAUAGUCCAGCUGGUUUCAGAACUCGAAGCCGAAAGAAACGCUAACAUUGCUGCUGCUGCUGCCGCCGCUGAUGUGAGUCUGUUUAUUUUCAAUCGCCUGGACGCCAGCAAGAAACGUGAUAUCACUUGGGCCAUAAAAGAAGCCGCAGAACAGGAUGUGGUGAUGAAAACGCAUGGGUGAAGACUUGGCAGGGUGUGGGAGAGGAGGUGUCUUUUUAUGAACUAAAUAAAUACAUUUUAAAACCCUAAA
Molecule: messenger RNA, 851 nt
Organism: Pipistrellus kuhlii (Kuhl's pipistrelle)
Lineage: Eukaryota; Metazoa; Chordata; Mammalia; Chiroptera; Vespertilionidae
Gene: HDDC2
Product: HD domain containing 2
Exons: 7
Coding region: 66-782 (238 amino acids)
Cellular component (GO): cytoplasm
Molecular function (GO): 5'-deoxynucleotidase activity
Source: RefSeq, a predicted model, not a curated record